AUGUAUUUUUUCUUGUGUAAUCUCUCUGCUCUUGACAUUGUUUAUACGUCGGUCACAUCUCCAAAACUGAUUUACGUCUUUGCCACAAACAGCGGAAAUAUUUCCUUCAAAGCGUGUAUUGUACAACUUUACUUUUUCAUUGCUUUUGGAAGCACAGAAUAUUUACUGCUAACUCUGAUGUCUUAUGAUCGUUAUUUAGCGAUUUGUAAACCUUUACAUUAUACAUUGAUAAUGAACAAAAAGGUACGUACGCUUGGAGCCACAAGUACAUGGCUGGGUGGACUACUUGCGGCUUUUCCUAUAGUUAUGGUUACGACCAACCUAAAAUAUUGUUCUUCCAAAGCAAUCAAUCAUUUCUUUUGUGAUAUUACUGCAUUAAUAAAAAUCUCUUGCGGAGACACCACGGUUAUACACAUUGUAAUAUUAAUCCAGGGUGUCAUCCUUGUAAUGUCUUCUUUCCUGCUAACUCUACUAUCCUACAUUUGUAUUAUUUCUUCCAUUUUGAAGAUACGUACCUCAAAAGGAAAACGUAAGGCAUUCGCCACUUGUGCCUCACACCUUACUACCGUGAGUGCGUUCUAUUGUUUGAUCUUUGAGUUGUACAUGAAAUCAAAAUCUUCAAUUUCACUAAACGAGGGAAAAGUACUGACCGUUCUGUACGUCUACGUGAUUCCUAUGUUAAACCCAAUGGUUUACAGCUUCCGAAACAGAGAUGUAAGGCUGUCUCUAAGGAAAAUAAUACAUCAUUAG
Spea bombifrons (plains spadefoot toad) is the source of this 750-nucleotide messenger RNA. Its product is annotated as olfactory receptor 1019-like. Gene Ontology annotation, molecular function: olfactory receptor activity; G protein-coupled receptor activity. Gene Ontology annotation, biological process: G protein-coupled receptor signaling pathway. Lineage: Eukaryota; Metazoa; Chordata; Amphibia; Anura; Pelobatidae. Gene Ontology annotation, cellular component: membrane. The transcript has a single exon. Bases 1 to 750 code for a protein of 249 amino acids. The record is from RefSeq and is a predicted model, not a curated record.